This is a messenger RNA of Loxodonta africana (African savanna elephant), 20767 nucleotides long. RefSeq names its product microtubule affinity regulating kinase 2 (gene MARK2). The transcript has 21 exons. The coding region runs from base 16649 to 18985 and encodes 778 amino acids. Gene Ontology annotation, cellular component: cytoplasm. NCBI's taxonomy places the organism in Eukaryota, Metazoa, Chordata, Mammalia, Proboscidea, Elephantidae. Gene Ontology annotation, biological process: protein phosphorylation; intracellular signal transduction; microtubule cytoskeleton organization. The record is from RefSeq and is a predicted model, not a curated record. Gene Ontology annotation, molecular function: tau-protein kinase activity; protein serine/threonine kinase activity; ATP binding.
GCCCCGAGGGCUCCCCGAAUUCUCUGGCUGGGCCCCUGCACCUUACGGAGCCUCCUCCCUCCUCUUCCAUCCUGCAAGCUCGGCUGCCCUGUCAUCUGGCUUCCGGCCCCGCACAUCCCCCUUCCGAGUCCUGUCCUGGGACCCACCUCGUCCUGACUGCAGGCUGCACACUUGUCUUUCUGCCAGCCCCCCUCUCCUCUCACCGCCCUCCUGCGCUCUUCCGUGUCACAUCCCCAGCUUCCCUUUCUCUUCCUUUUUUUCUCUCAGGGGCCUUUUUGGUCUUUCUCCACCCACGCUUAAAGCAGCCACCCUCCUGCUCCUCGAAUAGCACCCCACGAUUUGUCACAGAUCUUUGUCCACCCCUUCUUCCAUCUCCCUAGUCUGGCUUCCCCUCUGCCCUCACCGGUUCUCCCAGUCCCCGGUUCUCUCCCUCAGGGUCCUUGCCCCGGAGUGUGUUCUGAUUCCUAUCCCCUUUCAGUUCCCCAGCUUUUUCUACCCUGCUUCUUCCUUCUCCAAACUGUGCACUCCCUCUUGCUUGCAACCCACCAGCUCCACCCUCAUCACCUUUCCAAGUCGUUCGCCUACUCUUUGCUCAUCACUUUCCCUUCUUUUCUCCUGGAGCGCUCUGUUUCCUGGCGCUGGCAUUUGUUGCUUCCGUGUUUCCCAUACGGCUGCCAUGCGCAUAGAUUUCCCACAGGUUGUCAUCGGCGUUCCAGUUAUCACUCUCUUGUGAGUCUUUAGAUCCCUCGUGUAACCCUCCCUGAGGUCUGACGUUUCUGCCCCUCUGCCUCCUCUUCCUCACUGGCAGUGUUUUACCAGCCUUCUCCCGGGGCUCUUCCUACUGGCGGAAAGGCACUUGCUAUUUCAGUCCCACUGUAUUAACACAACCUGUUGCUCAGUCCUUUCCGUCCCUCGCUGCAUCACUGGCCUUGCCUUGCGUUGUCAUAAACAGCAACGCAAACCAUGAUGCCUUCCUGUCUCGUCCCUCCUGUUUCUGUCCCUUUUCAUAGUAUCUUACCCUUUGCUUGUGGCUUUCCUGUUUCACUAGUCACUGCAUCUUCCUUAUUAUGCCUCUUAAUCAGUAUCGCUUUUCAUCUCCAUGUCAGUCUCUUGCCUUUUUCACAUGGUAUUUAUUUUACCCACAUGUGCCUCUCUGCAUCCCCUUCCUAUUGGCUAAUCUUUGUAACUCCCAGUCCAGGAACUUUGCAUGCUAGUUUCUUGAGCAUGCAAGGACCCCUCAGCCUCAGGACCCCACAGGCUUCCCCUCCUGCUGGCAAUCACUGCAGUAGAUUGUCACCCAAGCCUUAGCCUUUUCUGUGUCAUCACACCUCUGAGCUGAGCGGCGUCCACUUUCCACCCCUCCCCUUUCUUUCACCAUCUCCGGUUGCCCUUGCUGACUCCUCUGUGGAGUCCCCUGCCUGUCACACCCUUCUUGGUGGAGAACUUUUACUAGGCCAAAAACUUGACUAGGGAAAGGAGCUCUGCUCCCUGGGGGCUGCAGUGCUUUUUGCAUCCUUUCCACUCAUCAGCUUCUUAAUGGUUCCCUCUUCUCUUCUUUUUUCAUAUCCUGAUAGAACCACUGUUAUGUUCUCUUGCCUGUUAACAUCUUCCAUGGUUUUCAUGCUUUUCCUAUUUUGUUACCUACCCCCUCACUCUUGUCAACUGGGUAGUUAAGAACUCAAGAGGAGUUCUGGAGUUACAGAGAGGAUUUUUUCCUGCAGUGGUUGACGCUUUUAUUACUGAUGGAUUGGUUGCUUUUGGGGGUGAAAUAGGGGCUGAGAAGGAGGGAUGGUCGGUUUCUAUUUCCUCACUGGGUUUGGCAACAUGGGACUGAGGGCUUUGGAAACAGAGGGACAUGGUUCAGAUCUCACAGUUUUUCAACCUUCCCCUGCCUGCCAGCCGUUUCUCUCUGCCUCCUGGGAACUAUUCUCUCUAGGCCCUCUCUCACAACUUUGUUUUAGCAGGUUGUCUCUGCUUAACCAGAGAACUUUCCCAGACUGUUGAUUAUGAGUUGGUAGGAGGCGGCCAAGUGACUGACUGGACUGGCACCCUCAGGCGUGUGGGGAGUGGAGAUGGAGUGCCUCCUCUCUCCACAAGGCUGUGGGGCAUUGUGUUCAGCAAAGGAGAGUAGCAGACUGCCGCAAUGUGGUUUCUUUGUGCUGCAUACUAAAUGUAAAUGUCGUUGCCAGUAUUCUUUAAAACAAGAAAAAACAUUAGCAGCAGCUCUUCUAGACACAAGGCCAGGGCUGCCAGAAGCAUUGGCUUCCCCUGGAAUAGAUCAUGCCACCAGGUAAGAGCAAGAAACCUCUUGGUGCUGUUGCGAUUUUAGUUAAAAUUGUCAUGGAAACUCAGUCUUGUGGUAAGAAGGCUUCCUGUCUCUCCUCGGCCUUAAUGUUAUGAAAUAAAAAGAAAGGGAUUUGGUUGGGCUGAUUCCUUACCCCAAAGGUCCUCCAUCGCCUCAUUUAGAUUUAAACUACUUAGACUGGUUUCACCAGAAAUAGGUAAACACACUCCACCAGUUGUCUUCAAACUCUGGUCUCUUUUCCUGCUCUUCCUUUCCCGCUUUCUUUUAAAAAUGUGGCUGAGGAGAAGCUCUUUCCAGGAGCUCUUUGAUCACAUCUGAAUUAAACACACACACACAAAGAAAAUGUUAAACCAUAAAAAUACACCUUGUGUUUCAGGGAGAUUGGCUGUUUGCUGUUGACUCUGCUGCUAACAGUGAAAGUAUAAGAUAAAAGAAAGUCAAGGCCUGUCUUUAAGAUAUUUUUUUUGACAUCUGAUUCCAGAUAUGCUUUUUCAUAGCUACAGACUCUUCUUCCUUUUGCAGAAGGGGUGUUCUGACCUGGGGCUGGUAGUUAAGGGGAUUCUUGGUCUUUGAGCUGAGCUUUCUGUUUGCUUCUUUUCCAAAUGGCUCCACUGGACUGGAAGCUUGGCAGUCGUGAAAGCAAUCGGCAAGAUGACUGUCCGUCUUCCAGCCAGCAGCAGCAAUAGCAGGCAAGUGUGGAGAGGGGCCCGACUUCAAGAGUUUACCUGCUGCUGGCUAGAGUCUGUGUGACACCUGGGAGAGGGAUUGCAAUGGCUUCAGACCCGCCCACCUCUGGGCCUCAGAAACCACAAGAGAAGAGAGGGCUCCUGGAGAAAGCUGGCCUGUCAACUACCCACCCUGCUUCUGUCACAAGGGGCGAGGGAGAAGGUUGCUACCCUUCUUCUAGAGAGUAGGUGGUAUUGUUUAUUCUCUCAGCUAGUUUGAGGUAGAGGAAUUUGGAAGUCUUGGCAAAAAGAGCAAAGCUAACUUACAGGAUUCUGAAGUGAACCAUUGAGCACCUCCAAACACACAUAUCUCUUGGACCUUAGUGAUUUCAGUGGAAGUUCCAUGCUGAAAUUGAGUUGUUUCUGGCUAAAUGUUACACUGAAUAAUUUGUUUUUGCUGUUUUCUGGGUAGAUUGACUUGGUUAGCUACCAUUUCACUUCUUACAGUGUGAGCUCUGCAGCGCUGUGCUCUGGGUGCUGUUUCCAGCCCUUGACUCUAGCCAGGGGCACCUUGGUGGUGCUGCCUUCUGGUCAGGGGUGUGGUUGAAUGUCAGGCCACAUGUUCUCACUUUCUGCUUGGCCUUAGAGAUUAGGAAUGAGGGCCCUGGUGGUGCAGUGGUUAAGAGCCAUGGCAUGUUACUGCUGCGAACCGAAAAAAAAGGUUGGCAGUUCAAAUCUACCCGCUGUUCCUUGGAAACCUAUAGAGCAAUUCUACUCUGUGCUAUAGGGUCACUGUGAGUCGGAAUCAACUGGAUGCAACGGGUUUUUUGUUGUUGUUAGAGCAGGGCUUUAGGAGUCCCUGGAGUUCAUGGGAAGGAGCCCUGGUAGAACAAUGGUUAACCACUCAGCUGCUAACUGUAAGGUUGGCAGUUUGAACCCACCAGCCAUUCCAUGGGACAAAGAUGUGGCAGGCUGCUUCUGUAAAAAUUGUAGCCUUGGAAACCCUAUGGAGCAGUUCAACUCUGUCUUAUAGAGUUGUUAGGAGUUGGAUUCGACUUGAUGGAAACAGGUUUGGCAUUUUGGGGGGUUUAAAGUUCGUAGAGUUGCCGUAUCAUAACCUUUGAACCCAGUGAAAGUAACUGGAGAAAUACCUAGUAAAUUGUAAUAAUUUCUCACCAAUCUGUGGAUUUGGGAAGUAGCUAAAACCGAUAGAUGCAAAGCAGUUGAAACUUUACCUGCUUCAGGUUCAAAUCAAGCUUAGAUGGGGAUAGCUGAAUCUUUCCAGUUGUAACUAAAGAUUGGCUGGAGACUUUUUUUCAGCACAAAUGCUUUAAGCAGAGUUGAUGCCAAGAAGGUAGGAAAAGAUUGAGAAUUUGUUUGUUGAAGAGGUUGGCAUUGUUAGAUCUCUUGGGGGUCAAAAAGUUCUCAGACUAGACUUUCCUCUUUGGACAGAACAACCCAAUUCUCAGUGAGCGUUUGACUUGAACUAACUCAUGCCAUCGUGAACUCUUUAUCAUUGAGCACUUAGGCACCUGGUUGGCAUUUCUCUUCUCCCAGGGGCUUCUAUGAGGUUCCUACAUAUGUAUUAUGUCGACUUGAAUGAAUAUUUUAUGCCUAGAGUGCAGCUAAGCCUCCGACUUUGUGGCUCAUUAUCAACAUACAGGGUGGGGGCCGGGCGCCACCUUUGGCCCCGUGAUAACAGCUCUGCUAAAUGGACUCCCCCGAAGAGCACUUUGAAGCCCAUUAAUGGAUUGGAAUGAAGUAACCUCAGCAGAUGGAAAGGGUGAGGAGGAGGAGGGGGAGGUCUGCUCUUCCUUCCCUGAGACCUCCUGAUGAGCUUUCUUGUGGUAACCAGGACCAGCCCCGGCUCCCUCUGCUUGGUUAAGUUGUAGACUGUGGCUACGAGACCUCUGCUCAGGGCGAAGGUAUGGAAAGGGUUUGAUUCUGUUUUAGCUGUGAUGGUGCUGCCAGGUUGCUGCUUUCCCAUCAAAGCAAAAGUUAAGAGGGCUAUAGGAAGGGCAGGUGGAGUUUAAACCUGGGUCUUCCUCCUUCAUCUGAAGUUCAGCAAAAUGACAGGCCAGAUCAAUGGCUGAGUUUUCUUCCCUUGAUGGGAGAUUCCAGUAUUUGUGCAUUUUGCACUUAAAGCUUAGAUUCUCCAGGCUUUCUCCAAGCUUUCAUCAAACAUGGGUGAGUCACUGAAGUCUUAUCUAUGUAUUUUCCUCUUCUGUCUCAGCACAGGGAAGAGUAAGCCUUUUCAAACCUUGUGGGGGAGGAAAUCACCCAUUUCCCACUUCUGGCAUGGGAAGAUGCAAUGUCUGUCCCCAUGUUAACUCAGAAAGCUCUAAAUCUUGGAGCAGAAUGUCACUACCCCACUACAGCCUUUUUGGAGUAGGCCACUGACUGUCAUUACUCAUCUUUCAGACAUGGAGAUGGUACAUCUGAUUCUGGAACAACACCAAGGGAGAAUCUGGACUCUUGGUUUCCAGCUAUCUGUCAGAGGAGACAAGAUCUAAGGAGCCUUAACUCCCAGAUCCUUCUCUUGCCACUAGACCACCUUCUCCUUUUGGGCUAGAUCCCUUUAUCUGAACGACUGUUUUUGUUUCUUGGUCUCUAUGGGAGUUCUCUCCACAGAUGUCUGUCUGUGGGUUGGCACUCAUUUCCCCCUAAACCCAGCAACCCAGUGCCGUCGAGUUGGCAUUUCCCACUACUUGCAGUUUAUUCCUUAGAUUCACAUUGGCCAGUGAGCAUAAAGGGGCAAAAAUAAAUGUUAUUUCCUUUUUGGGCGCCAAAUGAUUUUUAGACUUAUAAAGCCAUAUCCUCACCAGGUUUGGUAGGAGAGAGGGUGAGAGGGACCCUGAUAUUGGUGGCUAGGUGAAUCCCAUGGGACAAUGGGGGUGAAAGAGAGGAGGGGCGUGUCCAAUGACUGGCUUCAAGCCACCUUUUUGGCCUUUUACUUUUUAACAAAAGGAAGGCGGAGCAGACCAGUGGCUUCUCUUUAGAACCAGUCAAGCUGGUUUUGAGCUGCUGUGGCCUAUUUUCCUCAGUGCUCUUUGGGAAGUUGGCAAUACAAAGAUCUGCCUCCUCUGGGAUUGUGCUCAUUGAGGCAUGAGCUUGGAAUAGGUCUAUAAACAGCCCCCGCCCCCCAAAUCCUGAAUGAGUCUCUCCACAGAGUGGUCUUCCUACAUCCCACACCAAACCUCAAAGCAACUUUGUCUGUUUGCAUACUGUUCAGCUGAAGCUCUAAAACACCUCUUUUUCUUGAGCCCCCUCCCCAGUUCACACCCUGGCCAGGAGAAGGGGCUAAGCCUACAGGGGGCUCCCCAUUUGUGGGUCUGGAAGGGAAAAGGGGCUUAUGACACCUGGCUGCUAAAUUGAGCAAGCCCCCAGGCCUUUUGGUUCAGUGCAGUGGGGCAGUCUCUGAAGGCCUGGGGGAAGGAGCAGAGAAUAGUGUUUGGUCCCUGGCACCUGGCAGGUGCUCCUCUGUGGAACAGUUUGAGUUUGUCCCUGAUUGAUAAACCUGAGAAAAGGUGGGGCCCAUGAGUUAGUUCCUUGAACAGCAGUGGGCCUGUUGCUCAGGCAGUAGGUCGUGGCAGGAUUCUGAGACUCCUGUGACCAUCAGUGCUGCUAAUGUAGCCUGAGCAUUUUCCUAGUCUUUCCACUUAGCAGAAAACUCAUAAGGUAAAAGUCUGGUAGUGAGUGAGUAAAGCUACCUGCAGGCAAAGCCCCACCCUGUGCCCUUGUCCAUGGGGCAGGCUGUUCCUAUUGAUGCCACGGUGACCUGCUCCUCACCUCUCCUGAGCACCAUUUCCCUAGGGGUUGUCUUUAGUUACUGGUAUUCCAUGUGCAGGGUGCCUCCCUUUUCCCCCAUGUCAUCAGAGAGGCUGCCGGCUUCCCUUGCUGCAGCACUGCCCCACCUCCCUUCCACAGAUGGCCUUCGCUGUCUUUGCGUGUGGUGUCGAGACACUUGUGGCAUGUUGUUUUGUCUUUUUUGCCCCCAAAAUUUUGAAUUACUGGUUCUCCAGCCACAGGAAGCGGGGCCUCUUAGACCAGCUUCAUCAAGCAUAGCAUUCUCAUUGAGUUGAGCUUACGGCAGAGUUGAGAGGAGAUCCCAGCCUUUUUUGACUUGCAGUAAGGCCUCGCAGUUAAGAACAUACUCUGCGGCUGGAGUCCCUGAUUGGAAUCUUGGUUCAGCCUCUGCUGUGACCUUGGACUUACUUAAUCCUCUGUGUCUAUUUGUUCAUCUGUAAAAUGGGGGUGAUAAUAAUACUUCUCUUAUAGGCAUAGUUGUUGUGAGGAUUAAAAGAGUUAAAUCUAGAGCACUUAGAAUAGUGUCUGGCGAGUAGUAAGUACACCGUGUAACCAUCAUUGUCAUCACUGUUCCAGCUGAGCAACUUAGAGAGAAUUUCUCCGAGCACUGCACAAUUCCAGGUCAGUAUAAGGGGUACAGCUUGCAAUUUCUCUGAAAUGAGUUGAAAGAAUAUUGUUCUCCCUGGCCUCUUUCAGCCAUUGGGGUCCCAUAGGUGCUUUUUCUAGUGUUUCUGGAUUUUUCUUUGUUUACCAAUCACCUAUCCGAAAGGAAAUAGAAGGCUGUUGGAGAGACGCAUGCACAGCUAGUUCAUUUAUUUACAAGACAUCAAUGUUAGAAGGUUUUAUUGAUUAAAGGAAAAACACCACCACCUGCAGCCUGCUGGUGUAGGCAGUCCCCGGUUACUAAUGUCAGACUUAAGUACAACCUGUAGUUAUGAACCAACCCCACAAAGGCUAUUGUAUUAAAAUUUUGAGGUACAUAUAGUGGUUCACGUUAACAGAUGGGUGCUACACUGCAGUACACAUCAAACAUUACUAUUACCCUAUUACUGUGUUAAAGAUGUUUUCUUGUAUCUGGAGGUGUUUCUUUAAUGUUUUUUAUGCGUAGAAAGAUACACUAUAUACCAUAUACUAAGACAAACAUUUGACAAACUGAUGCUAGGUACAAACUGUGCCUGACUGUUCCUAACUCUUCUGACCUGGUACAAAUUCGACUUAAACACAGACUUAGGAAUGAAAGCUCAUAACUCAGGGACUCCCUGUAUUCCCAUGUUGUGAACGUCGUUGAUGGGGUUGUACAGUCUGGGUGGUGGCUGGAAGGCCAGAGACCCACAGGCACCAGAGCAGGGGCUUUUCUGAGUGCUGGUGUCCAGACGUUGCGGAACCUGAGGGUUACUCUCUGUGAGGCAUCACCCAGUGUAGGGAGUUCUCCCAAAGAUCUUUCCCCCACCAGUGACAGUAUUUACCCUUUGGCAACAAGAGAAAGCUCCCUCUUUGUCUGGUAAAGACCACAUGGGAAUGAAGCAGCAAAUGAUUUGGGGUUCUUUUCUCACUUGCAGAGGAGCCAUCAAGGGCUGGUUGUUAUUCCUCUGUUGGCUUCUCUGAGGUGAGAAGAAAGCUCCCCUUUGAGAGGCCUGGAAGGGACACGGCCACUUCUCAGCUGCUCCUGUGCGUUUGUGGACUUUGGGCCUUGGGCUGAGGUUUUGGUCUCGUCUCAGUGAGUCCCUUCUUUAUCUUCAUCUCUUGCCCCUUUUAGAGUCUGAAUGCCUUGUCAAUACAGCAAGUAAGUUGCCUGGUUUUUUCACAUCGAAACUGUGACCAGGGAGAAAGGUAACAGAGCUUCAGCGCUCAUCAGGGAAUGUUUCUUUCACUGUGUUUUCCUCUUCCUUUUGACCCUUUUACUAACUUGUCUCACUUCCUUUUUUUUUUUUUGUUUCUUUGAACUCCAUUAUCACCGACUGUGUUUCUGUCCAUCUCAGGUUUUCAUCUGCUUGUCCCACUUGCCCUCACCUGUCUCUAUGCCUCCUUUGUGGUGUGGCUCAGGAGAGGAGUUCUGAUAGUCUGAGAUGUUCUUCGUGCAUAGAAUCCCAGAACCACCCAGUCCUUUCUUUCUCCCCUUCCCCUAAUUUCUGUAAAGUUAAGGAUUUGUUGCUUUAGAAAACAUUUUCUUUUUAUGUCCCUGGAGCCACCUUCCUCAGUAAAGCCAGAUUUGGCAGCCCGACAGCUUAUUAGGGACAGCAUCCAGCUUCUCUGGUGACAGGGUCUUAGCUGUUUCCUCUGAACUGUGAGGAAUGCCAUACGUUCAGACCCUGUCUUGGGAGAGAUCUGGGAAGGCACUUUUUAAUUUUGGAUAGUGAAUUUGGUUUUCAAAGUGUGUCCCUAAGGUCCUUUCACCUGGGGCAUAAGGUCAGAAUUAUUUUCAUCCAAACACUACCACAUUAUUUGCCCUUUUCACUCUUACUGUUUCAGAAAAGUGAGUUUUCCGGAGGCUGAAUGAUGUGUGAUGACAUCAUUGCUCUUUUGGUUUAUGAAAUGUGUGCUUGUGAACUGUGUUUUCUAGCACUUUUAAGGUCGUACUUUAAGGUACAAGUAUGGAAGUUUUCAGUGAUGAACUCAGUUUGUUCUCCGUACUUCUGCCGUGCCCUCACUAGCGGUCUCCAGUUAUACCUACUUUUAUCUCUGUAACCUCAUUAUUGUCCAAUAAAUUGUUAUUUUGAAGUCCCAGCACUUUCCUGGCGCCAGUGAGGAAACACGACAAGAAGGUGCGUAGUUGGCUUUAAAAAGGGAAAUUAGAAGACUUCUCAGCCCACAGCUUCAGCCUCUAUGUGUAAAGAUACUGAAAGUGUCAUAUCCACAAGCGAAAGGGAGGAAACUACUCCAAAGAAACUGGGGAAAACAUAAAUAAGAAAUGAAAAGAAAAGAUAAUGAAGUCUGUCUUCCCUCCACUUUAUGAAUAUUGACAGUGCACUUUACUGUGUCUUAUGGAGCAGAACAUUUUCAUGAAGUAUUAGGAAUGCCAGGUAAGCUGCAGCAUCGUUUUGAGACCAAUGAUUCAGAAUUCAAAGAAGACGGCAUUGAAUAUUUUAAGUGUACAUGCUGUGAGUUUUUUAAAAACCAAAAAUUGUUCCAGCUUUUCAAACUGGAAAUGGAAAAGCCCCUGACUUAGACAGGGUAAGUUGUUACAUUGCUUUGCCUGAAGAAACCCACACAAUAGCUGAGAGACUAGUCAAGUCUUGAACGACUGAUAUUGCUGAAUACCCCCUGGAUGAAAAGUCAGUAAAAAAAAAUCAGGGCAGUGCCACUUCCAACGUUACUGUGACUUGUGGAACUAAAUAUCUCGCCGCAAACGUGAAGACAGAGUUCAUGUCUUGUUUAGAGAAUGUUACCUUCGCCUUACAAACAAGCACAUCUAUGGACGUGGCUGGACUUGCUGUAUCAGCACCAACAAUUCUUUGAGGAAUAUUUUCUCUUAUGUGGAUGUUCGGCAACAAACAAGUGGUGAUAAAUAUUCAAAGGUCGAAUAACUUUUUAGAAUCUUCUGGUUUACCCUGGAACAACUUUGUUUACGUUUGUGCUAUUGGUGCAAAAGCUGUGGCAGAGAAAACUGUUGGCGUCACAGCAUGAAUCCAGGAAGUGGCACCCAUCAAGUGCUGUAGUCAUAGUAUCCUUCCUUGCCACAUGCUUGUGGUUUAGAAAAAGCCGGUUUCACUUAAGAAUGUCCUGGAUGACACACUAAAAAUGAUUGAUUUUAUUAAAACUCGACUCUCUCAUAAACAUCUCUUGAAUAUCCUGAGUGAUGAAACGGAAGGUACCCAUGAAGUAUGACUGCUGCUAACUGUAAUAUGAUUGUCUUGAGGGGAAGCACUUGCGUGACUGAGUUAAACCAGCCGCGUGAAACAUCGUUUUUAUUUGAGAGAGUGACUGAUGGACAAAGUGUGGUUUUCUUGAAUAUUUUCUUGAAAGUGAACAAAGUGAGCCUGACACCUUUGACAGUUAAUAAAGUUCAAGUGUUUGAGCAAAAAUCAGAAAUUUGAAAAACUUGUAGCUGUCACGGUGAAUUUGAUACCUUCUGAACACUUAAAAGACAUUUCUGAUGAGAUUGGAGGUAAAAUUAAUUUUUUUUUUUUUUUAAUAUACAACAUCAUAUUUGAAAAUUCUGGAUAAUUCAGUGAAGGAAUCUUUUCCAAAUUGCCAAACGGGCAGAAGAGCCAUUCAAAGUGCAAGAUGACCACUGGGUUUUAAUAUAAAAGUAUGCAAAAGGUUCAUCGAUAAGAAUCCAGCUUCCACGUUGCAGCUCAUCUUUAAAAACUACCACUUGUUGAGUUUUAGUCUGGUAUCAAAGAAGGAAAUCCUCAGCAUCUGAAAGAUUAUUAAGCUUUAUUUUCCAACCGUAGGUCUGUAUGAAAUGCAAUUUUCUUCAUCUGCUUCAACCAAAAAGGCGUAACAAAACAUGCAGUGUAGAAGCAGUUAUGAUAAGUCUGCUGUCUUCAGUUUAAGGAAGAUAUUAAAGAGGUGUGCAAGAAUGUAAAACAGUGCAACCGUACUCGUGAAAUUUUUUUUUGUUUUGGAAAAUCUAGGUUUUUUUAAUACAUAAAGUAAGUUGUAUAUACAUGUAAUGAAUUGUUAUUUUCCAUGAGUUAAUAAAUGUUUUUAAAAUUAUAAGAUUUAAUUUCUAAUAAGGUAACUGUUAAUAACUAUAACCCACAUAAAAGAUCUUUGAGGUCCUCAGUAAUUUUUAAGAGUGUAAAGGAUUCUUGAGACUAGAAAGUGAGAAGACCACUGUUGCAGACAAAACUUGGGUUGAUUAUCCCUGGUCUUGAUUGGUUGGUUACUUACUAUGACUUCAUAAGGAGCCUUUGUUUUGCAAUUUUCCGCCCCUUUGUAAUCCCCUUCUGGGUUUUAGGAAGAUACUUGAUGCUUUGGUUUGCAGUCCUGGCUCAGGAAGCUGGUUUUCAAUAACCUGAGGGACUUCAGCCAAAGUUAAUUUUCUUCUAAUACCUAUCGCGUUGGCUUUGUUGGUUUUCUGUUUGUAUCUGUGGUUGGUUUAUGUUAUUUUUUCCUUUAUUUGUUUGCUUGUUUUACUUUUUAUUUUUCUCAUUUUUCCUGUAUUUUUUAUUCUUUCUCUCUCUUUUUAAAUUUAGUUUGUUAUUACUUGUUUUUGCUUUUAAUGUUUGUCUAGCAUUGUGUUUUGAUCGUAAAAGACCAGUUUUGUUAGGUGGACUUCCUUUGGUAUAAAGUUGUGGUUUGAUAUAGUUUUUUUUUUUUUCCCCCAUUAAAAGUAAGUUACUUAUUACAUGUAAUGAGUUUAAAUGAAUUAAUACCCAAAACAAUUGCUGACAAGUCGAUUCCAACAUAGGACAGAGCAGAACUGCCCCAUAGGGUUUCCAAGGAGCAGCUGGUGGAUUUGAACUGCUGACCUUUUGGUUAGCAGCCAAUCUCUUAACCACUGUACCACCAGGGCUGCAAUGAAUUAAUACAUAUUUAAAUCCUUUCUUAAUUUAUAAGGUAGUAAAUAUUGACAAAUAUAAUCGGUAUGAAUAAAGCUUUUUGGGGACUCUAUUUUUAAGAAUACAAAGGGUUUCUGAAACUGAAAAGUCUAAGAACCACUGUUGGAGACAAAACGUGGGUUGAUUGUCCCUGGGUUAGUAGGUUGGUUUCUUGAUAACUUCAUAAGAAACCUUUGUCUUGCAGUUCCCAGCUCCUGUUUAGUUCUAGCUGGGCCUCAGGGAGAUGCUUGCUACCUUGGUUUGCAGUUCUAGCUGAGAAAGCUGGUCCUUCGUGAUCCAAGGAACUUGACCGUACUUUUGUUUCCUCCUCCUAAUAAAUAGCAUUGUGAACUUUAAAAAAAAAGUUUUUAUUUAUUUAAUUUUUUAUUUUGAGAUAGUUUUAAAUUUACACAGAAGAGCUGCAAAAAUAGCCCAGAGAGUUCCUGUACAUUCUUUAUCCAUCAUCCCCUUAUAUCAACAUCUUACACAACUAUAGAACAUGUGUAAAAACUAAGAAUUAAUCAUGGUAUAAUACUAUUAACCAAAGUACAGAAAUUGAGAUUUCAUCAGUGUUUCCACUAAUGUGUUUUUUGGCUCUAGGAUCCAAUCCAGGAUCCCACAUUGCAUGUAGUUGUCAUGUCUCCAUUGUCUCCUCCAAUCUGUGGCUGUUUCUCAGUCUUUCAUGACCUUGGCAAUUUUGAAGAGUACUGGCAGUUAUUUUAUAGAAUGUUCCUCAAUUGUGGUCUGAAAUUUUCUCAUGGCCUUGUGCUUUAUCAUUUUAAAGGUUAGCCUACUUGGACUUCACUGUGAUACAUACUAAGCUGAUAUUUUGGAAAAUACAGCUAUUUUUCAUAAAAAUUAUGUUUACUUGUGAUGGAUUUAGUAGUAGUAUUUUAAAUGAAUUAAUAGAUAAAUGUUUUCUUGAUUUUAAAUUCUAACGCGUAGACAUCAAUAGCUAUAACCCCCAUCAACAAAAGCUCUUUGAGGCACUUAAUAAUUAAGAGUGGUAAAGGAUUUCCAGACGGAAGAUGAGAAUCCCUUUUUGACAAAUACAGGGGUUGACCCUCCCUGUCCUUGAUUGGUUGGUUAUUUUCUGUGACCUCAUAAUGAGCCUUUGUCUUGAAUUCCCAGCCCUUAUUUAGUCCUUGGAACCCUGGUAGCGCAGUGGUUAAGAGCUUGGCAGCUUGACUCCUAACCAGAAGGUUGGCAGUUUGAAUCCACCAGCUGCUCCUUGGAAAACCAAUGAGGUGGUUCUGCUCUGUCCUAUAGCGGUGCGGUGAGUCAGAAUCGACUCAACAGCGACAGGUUUUUUUUUUUUUUUUUAGUUAUUUAAUCCUGGCUGAACCUCAGGAAGACACUCAUUGCCUUGGUUUGCAGUCUUUCUGGCUGAGGAAGCUGGCUCUCAGUGACCUGAGGGACUUUGACCAAACUUGGCUUGUUUCCUCCUAAUACAUAGCAUUGGCCUUUUAUUAUUAUUCUUAUUCCAUUAAAAAGAUCAUUUUGUUUAUUUGUGUUUCAUUAAGACAGUAGGUUUUUUUAAAACCUUAUAUCUCGGCUGUUGGUCAAUUCCGAAUUAGAAAACUGCGAAGCUUGCUUAGCCUCUCUCCUGGAAGAACCUUGGUGCCUACAGUAGCUGAAGGGUCUGGUCACUAAGGCCAAAGCAUGCAGUAGUCUGUUCCUUGGGAGCCUCUAAGCCUACGUGUUUUAUUCCUGUUUCUUUUUUAUAUCCUUGCUUCUUAAUAAAACAUGCCUACCAAAUUCCACAUUUAUAUCCAGUAAAAACCAGUUGCCGUGGAGCCAACUGCAACUUACGUGAUCCCAUGUAUGUCAGAGUAGAACUGUGCUCCAUAGGCUUUUCAGUGACUGCUUUCUCAGAACCAGGCCUUUCUUCCAAGGCACCUCUGGGUGAACUCAAACCUCCAACCUUUCAGUUUUCUUCUAAGCGUUAGGGAGACUUGGUAUGCGUUUGAAACAGGGUGAGCUUUGUCUCUGCUUGAUGAGUCUUUAAGAGGCAGGUAAAAUUGUGGUAGAUACGUAGUUUUUAAACUACCCUAUAAUUCCCUACCUUGUUCUUUUUGCCUGUAUUUAUCCUCCAAUUUCUGAAGCACCUCUAACUUCUAAAAGCUUCCCUUAGUACCACAAAUAGUAGACCUUGGCCACCUCUUAAUAGUCGCUUGGACCAGCUUUAAGCAGUCUUUUUUGAACUCAUGUCAUUUGCUCAGGGUCACUUCUUAUCAGAAUCAUUGAAAAACAAAACCUGUUUAAUCAAGGGCUUAACAUAAUUCGAUUUGGUUUACAUAUAGACUUAGUCAUCUAGAAAUUUAUUCCUUCACAGUAAAGUAGGCUAAAAGUAGAAAAUCAGGGCGUCAGCUCCAGGGGGAAGACUUUCUCUCCCUUUCAGCUCUGGAGGAAGGUCUUUGUCCUCAAUCUUCCCCUGGUCAAGGAGCUUCUCAGGCACAGGGACCCCGGGUCCAAAGAACUCGCACUGCUCCUGGCAUUGCUUUCUUGGUGGUAUGAGGUCCCCCUGUCUCCCUGGUCGCUUCUUUUAUAUCUCAAGAGAUUGCCUCAAGACACAGUCCAAUCUUGUAGGUAGAGUCCUGCCUCACUAACACAACUGCCGUCCAUCCUCCCUCAUUAACAUCAUAGAGGCAGGAUUUACAACAUAUAGGAGAAUCCCACAAUACACACAUUUUGGGGGGGACAUAAUUCAAUCCAUGACACUCAGGAUCACUUCUUAUCAGAGUCAUUAAAAAACAAAAAGCCUGUUUAAUCAAGCGCUUAGCAUAAUUCAAUUUGGUGUACAUAAAGAUUUGUAGUUUCAUUUCUUACCACUCAGCAAGGCCCAUAAUCCUCUACUUUUUUUUUAAUAAAACUUUUUUUUCCUUCAAAUAAGCAUGUGGCUUUGAAUUCAAUUCUGUAAUUAAACUUGAUGUGCUAUUUUCUCUCUUUUUGGUCACUGGUCUGUAUAGAAAAUAAAGAUUUUUGCUUUCAAAGAUUUGUUCUGUUAAGUAAAGCAACAGCUCAGUAAUGGUUGGCCUUGUAAGUACAUUACUCUUUUCCAAGUUGUUGGAAAGCUCGAUCUUUACAGAGAAUAGCCUGAGUACUUGAAGGAUAGACAGUGCCCCAUCCAUUCUCACUAAGCUUGCCAAGGUUUACCUCUGAGGCGAUGUCUCUUUAGCCAUAGAAAUAACAAUAGCCAACAUCUGAGCACCUACUAUGUCCCAAGCACUUGUUUUAGGUGCUUUGCAUUCAUUAGCUCGUUCAUCUUCACAACAGUAAUAGUAAGUCAUAUUAUCUUCUCCACUUUACAGAAGAGGAAACAGAGGCCCAGAAAUGCUGCAUAACUUGUUUCAGGUGGUUUCCAGAGUGUGUGGCAGUGUCAGAACAGCCUUUGGCUGUGGAUGGCCCCGUGCCCUUGGCUGUAGUUGUAUGUGGCAGUAGGAGAUAGGUAAUUCUCUUAGAAUCACCUCCCAGUCAGCACGAGACAGAAAACGUCUCCCAGAUUGGAUUCAGAGUCGUGCGUGAUCCCCCUCUGCCCCCAAGUGUUUGCUCUGUCCUCUCUAGCCUAUUGUAAAAGUGGCAGUAGUGGUGGGCAGGCAGGCAGGUGCACUCUGGUCCUACCUCCCUGCUGAUGAGCGCUCCAGCCAAGAGCUAUGGGAAACUUUGAAAAAGUUUUUAAUUUAAUCCUGGCUUCUGAGUCUCUUUGUCACUUCCCACCUUCUUGAAUUUCAAGAGCCCCUUUUAGAAAAAACAAAACCCUGGGACCUCAGAUUGAUGUCCAGUUAGUAAAUACCUCAUAGCACAGGACAGUUUACAUUCCUAGAUUCGACUGUCCUGCUCUUUGGCAUCCAUGAAAUACUGGGAUUCAGGGACUUUUUUGUAAACCCAACCUCCUGCCCCCAAACAAAAAGAAAACAGCGCUUGUGUGUGGCCCUUAACUGUGUACAUUUUAUCCCUACGAAACAAGCUGACAUUCUCUCUUUACAACCCUCUAUGUGCCACUUACCCACGCAGAGGCACAGACUACUUCCUUUUAGCCUUGACUGCCAAGAGCACCAAGCACUGUAGCUGGUAGUGCCAGGCUUCUGCGUGUGUCUGGGACUUGCCAGUUCAGCCGUGCGAGCUGAACUCUGGCUGUCCUGCUACGUCUCCGUCCCAUUGCUUGUGUAAUGUGCCGCUAUUUCCUGCUUGCUCUUGUUUGAUCUUUCUUUCGAUUUACUUCUCUUUCCUGAAGCCGGUCCCCACAGCUAUGCAGGGGGUCCGGGACACCUGCAAUUGUUUCUCGUUGAGAUUGGCUGCCGUGUGCCCCUCUGUGGAAUUGAAAUUAACUGGAAAAACCAAGGUCCAGCUACGGAGCACCUGUGAAGGAUUCUACCCCUUGUCUAAUGCACAUGGCUGUCCCUGAAGAGCCCACCUUGGGACACCUUGACUCCAAGCCCAGCAGUAAGUCCAACAUGCUGCGGGGCCGCAACUCGGCCACCUCUGCUGACGAGCAGCCCCAUAUUGGAAACUACCGGCUCCUCAAAACCAUUGGCAAGGGUAACUUCGCCAAGGUGAAGUUGGCACGGCACAUCCUGACUGGGAAAGAGGUAGCUGUGAAGAUCAUUGAUAAGACUCAGCUGAACUCCUCCAGCCUCCAGAAACUAUUCCGCGAAGUGAGAAUAAUGAAGGUUUUGAAUCAUCCCAACAUAGUUAAAUUGUUUGAAGUGAUUGAGACUGAGAAAACACUCUACCUUGUCAUGGAGUAUGCUAGCGGAGGAGAGGUGUUUGAUUACCUAGUGGCCCAUGGCAGGAUGAAGGAAAAAGAGGCUCGGGCCAAAUUCCGCCAGAUAGUGUCUGCUGUGCAGUAUUGUCACCAGAAGUUUAUUGUUCAUAGAGACUUAAAGGCAGAAAACCUGCUCUUGGAUGCUGAUAUGAACAUUAAGAUUGCAGACUUCGGCUUCAGCAACGAAUUCACCUUUGGGAACAAGCUGGAUACUUUCUGUGGCAGUCCCCCUUAUGCCGCCCCAGAACUGUUCCAGGGCAAGAAGUACGAUGGACCCGAGGUGGAUGUGUGGAGCCUUGGAGUCAUCUUAUAUACACUGGUCAGCGGCUCCCUGCCUUUUGAUGGACAGAACCUCAAGGAGCUGCGAGAGCGAGUACUAAGGGGAAAAUACCGUAUUCCGUUCUACAUGUCCACGGACUGUGAAAAUCUGCUCAAGAAGUUUCUCAUCCUCAAUCCCAGCAAGAGAGGCACUUUAGAGCAAAUCAUGAAAGAUCGAUGGAUGAACGUGGGUCAUGAAGAUGAUGAACUAAAGCCUUACGUGGAGCCGCUUCCUGACUAUAAGGACCCCCGGCGGACAGAGUUGAUGGUGUCCAUGGGUUACACCCGGGAAGAGAUCCAGGACUCGCUGGUGGGCCAGAGGUACAACGAGGUGAUGGCCACCUAUCUGCUCCUGGGCUACAAGAGCUCUGAGCUGGAGGGCGACACCAUCACCUUAAAGCCACGGCCUUCAGCUGAUCUGACCAAUAGCAAUGCCCCAUCCCCAUCCAACAAGGUACAGCGCAGCGUCUCGGCCAACCCCAAGCAGCGGCGCUUCAGUGAUCAGGCUGGUCCUGCCAUAGCCACCUCCAAUUCCUACUCUAAGAAGACUCAGAGUAACAACGCAGAAAAUAAGCGACCUGAGGAGGACCGGGAGUCAGGGCGGAAGGCCAGCAGCACAGCCAAAGUGCCUGCCAGCCCUCUACCUGGGCUGGAGAGGAAGAAGACCACCCCUACCCCCUCCACGAACAGCGUCCUCUCCACCAGCACAAAUCGAAGCAGGAAUUCCCCACUUUUGGAGAGGACCAGCCUUGGCCAGGCCUCCAUCCAGAAUGGCAAAGACAGCCUAACCAUGCCAGGGUCCCGGGCCUCCACGGCUUCCGCUUCUGCCGCAGUCUCUGCGGCCCGACCCCGCCAGCACCAGAAAUCCAUGUCGGCCUCCGUGCACCCCAACAAGGGCUCUGGGCUGCCCCCCACGGAGAGUAACUGUGAGGUGCCACGGCCCAGCACAGCCCCCCAGCGUGCCCCUGUCACCUCCCCCUCCGCCCACAACAUCAGCAGCAGUGGUGGAGCCCCAGACCGAACCAAUUUCCCCCGGGGUGUGUCCAGUCGAAGCACCUUCCACGCUGGGCAGCUCCGACAGGUGCGGGACCAGCAGAAUUUGCCCUACGGUGUCACCCCAGCCUCUCCCUCCGGCAACAGCCAGGGCCGGCGGGGUGCCUCUGGGAGCAUCUUCAGCAAAUUCACCUCCAAGUUUGUACGCAGAAAUCUGUCUUUCAGAUUUGCCAGAAGGAACCUGAAUGAACCUGAAAGCAAAGACCGAGUGGAGACGCUCAGACCUCACGUGGUGGGCGGUGGAGGAGGCAACGAUAAAGAAAAGGAAGACUUCCGAGAGGCCAAGCCUCGCUCGCUGCGCUUCACGUGGAGCAUGAAGACCACGAGCUCCAUGGAGCCCAACGAGAUGAUGCGGGAGAUCCGCAAGGUGCUGGACGCGAACAGCUGCCAGAGCGAGCUGCACGAGAAGUACAUGUUGCUGUGCAUGCACGGCACGCCCGGCCAUGAGGACUUCGUGCAGUGGGAGAUGGAGGUCUGCAAACUGCCUCGGCUCUCCCUUAAUGGCGUGCGCUUUAAGCGGAUAUCGGGCACCUCCAUGGCCUUCAAAAACAUUGCCUCCAAAAUAGCAAACGAGCUUAAGCUUUAACAGGCUGCCAGGAGUGGGGGGAGCCCAAGGCGGCCAGCUGGACUUAGCUGCUGGGGCCGCCACUCCACCCCACGGGUGAGACUGAGACUGCAGACUGGACUCGGUGUGUCUCCCCCUGCUGGCACUUCUCCCUCCCCGCCCGUUUUGGUUCUUAUUCCAUGUCUGUGGGGACUGGGAGAUGGUUCUUCCCCCCGCCCCCUCUACACACACACACACACACACACACACACACAGUCACCCCUGCCCAUAAGUCCCCCUUCCCCCCUUUCCCACAGAAGGCAAAGGAAGGGGAGGGAGGGCGGGGGCAGGGCUCCCCCUCGGUACUGCGGUUGCACAGAGUAUUUCGCCUAAACCAAGAAAUUUUUUAUUACCAAAAAGAAAAAAGAAAAAAAAAAAAAUCCCAGCAGCCACCAUUCCUCCCUGCCCCAUUGGGACAGUCGAGACUGGAUCUCUGGGGUUUCCUGGGAGGGUGGCUCAGGGCUGGAACACUCUCAGGCAAGAGUGGUGGAGUCCCCUAUCAGUCCCUCCGCCAGGCCCACUUUGGGCUUCUCCGCGCUCCUCCCCUCUUUCCCUCCAAGCAAACCACCAGAGGUGGCCUUCCCCUGACCUCAGGCCCGGGGGCUUGAGGCCUGGGCAGCUGUGGACUGGGGUGGGGGUGGGGCCGGUGGCUGCUCUGGGGCUGCGAGGUGAGGCUGAGGGGCACUGGCCUUCCUCCACACUGUAUCCUCUGCUCACCCUCCUUCCCCAGAGCUGGGCAUUUCCUUCCACAAGCUGCUGUGGGGGCAUUUCGUUCCCCUCCUCAAAGUCUGUGCCAUCUUCCCCACCCCCUCCCAGGUAGAAGGAGGGGCUGACCCCAGGGCUGGGACAGGGAGGGGAUGCAGGGCAGACGGGCUCCUCAGAGUCCCCGGGCACUCACAGGGACUCUGGGUCUUCUCCGUUCUGGGAGAGCCUUUGUCUGGAAGCACACCCCCCUCCCCCGGCUGUUCCUCCCUACCACUUCCCCUUCAUUGGCAUUAAUCUGGGCACCAGCUAGUUCCAUAGCAGUGACUUCCCUCACGCUGUCUCAUCUCAGCCUCGCCUUUUCUUCCUGACACUGUCGCCCCUCCUCUCAGGAGACACUGCCCAGGGCUUCCCUGGCCGCCUGGUCGGGGGCUGGAUGGCAGCAGGGCCGGGAGCGUCAGCCCUCCACGUGGUGGGGACAGCCAGGUGAAGUGGCUCCCAGCCCGCUCACCUCCGCGGCCAGUGUGGGAGUGGGGGGCUAUGGGCGCUUGGCUGGUGGCGGCCGCUGCAUCCCUUAAUUUAUUUCUCUGCUGUUUCUGUUCUUGAGAAACUGGGGGAGGGAGUCCUGCACAGAGGCUGCCCCUACCCUCACCUGAGUUGUACAUUUUUUUUGUGAUGGGUUUUAUUUUUUAUUUUAUUAUUUUAUUUUUUUGAUUUAUGAUGACUCCACCCCUGUUCAUCACCCCCACUCCCAGGCCAGGCUCAGUGACAAGUCGAGCUCUUGGGUCCCAGGAAGGGACCUUGCCAACCUCAGCCCUCCUGUCCCACGCCCCCAAUUGCUCCGGCUCAGACCAAGGGCUCCCCCUCCCUUCCUCCCUCCCUCUUCCCACCCUUUGGAACAGCCCGGGUGCUCUGAGGGGGCCAGGAGGGCAUGGCUUGGCCCCCAAAGGGGUGGGGGCCAGGGGCACCCAGGCAAGGUGGUCCCUCCCUGCCCAGCCCCCCUCCUGCACUUAGUUUCUCCUCUGGAUCAAACACGUAAUAAAGAGAAUGUUUGGAAUCUGA